AUGUCUUCCUCAAAGACAUCAGUCGCAUCCUCGGUGCAGUCUUUCGCAUCCGACGACGACAAUAGUGUCCUCGCCGACGGUGCACACUUUGAAGAGAUCGGACUAGAUGACGACACCAUCACGCUCUCGUCCGCUUAUGGCCGCGAGUUACCUGCCUCAAAAGCCAGUCCGCCAGCCCAUUCCUACAUGUCGCCACUCGCUGCAGAAGUUCGAGCCAAUGCCACACGGCACUCUUCCCACAAGCAACAUCCUCAUGCACAGACACGCGAGCUGGCAAGGCCGCGCUCUCAUCGAGACAUCACCUCUACCCCCAAGACGCGACCUCCGUUUGCUGCCACACAGACCCAUUUUCGCGACACCAGCACACAUGGACUGACAGGAGGGAUUGGGCCCGAUCUCUUCCGCGGCCCGAACGCCAACCGCGGACUUGCCAUCCGGUCCUCCAGCCUCAGCGUACACCAUCGCCGGCGCAGUCCGAGUCCCAACGUUGCACCGCGUUCGGUCAGCCCUUCGAACCCGCAGACGGUAAUGCCCACUCGACGAAGGAGCUGGCAACCUCAUCAGGAUCGCAAGACUGCACAAGAGCUCGAGCGGGAGUGCGACGACGAUGACGACGACAACAUUCCGGACGGAUUCAUACUUGACAACGUGCCUCUCUCACCACGCCCGGCGACCGAGAGAGCAUCAAGCCGCGCCAGCUCGGCCACCCCUUCUCCGCAGAGAUCCCCUGAGCGAUCGCCGAAAGAGCGAGUCCGCAGUAUAGGCAAUGGUACACCAGCAGUAGCCGUGGCCAGCGGGUCUUUGCGCUCGCCAUCAUGGAAGUCCGAUAUCUCGGUGAACAGCUCGAAAUCUAGCGGCUCAACCUCAGGACAGGGCCGUGCCAAGAGCUGGUCUGCUGCUGCGUCGUAUCUGAACAGUGAGGCGAAAUCUCUGACAGAUAAGCUGGAGGAAUACGCCGACGAAAUGGCAAACAAGACGUCAGAAUCCGGCCCAAAACGAAUCAGCCCCAAGCCCAGAGUCAAGUCUGCUCUUGCAGAGCUUCCGCCUCUCCGGCGGACCAAUAUUAUGAUCGACCCAUUGCCCAUCUCCAAGGAGAAGGAGGCAGUUCUCUCGCGUACCAGGCCGUCAUGGUUGCCACCGAAAGAUCCGGCGGAAGAGAAGAAGCAUAUCAAGGAAUACCAGAGAAUGAUGGUGACCAGCCUCGAGGCUGAGAAGAAGCGCGAGGCGCUGCGAAAGCAGAAAGAGGAGAAGAAGGAUAACGAUGCAAACGAGCUCAUCCGCAUUUGGGAGGUCAAUGUACUGAACCGGUGGGAUGCUGCGAUUCGCGAGCGGUCCGCCAGGGAGCUGUGGUGGAAGGGCAUUGCUCCUCGCUACAGAGGCACAGUCUGGACGCGAGCAAUCGGCAACGAGCUGAGUUUGUCCGAGUCAUCAUAUGAGGCAGCAUUGGCACGAGCCUGCGAAGUCGAGGAGCGAGUCGCCGCUGGAAAAGCUACCGUCGAGGACGAACGUCGUGCGGCUUGGUUCACCCGCAUCCGGGCCGAUGUAGAGGACAAGACCUGGACCGAUCUCAAGAUUUUCCAGCGGACCGGCCCAUUGCACGAGAGCUUGGUCAACGUCCUUCGAGCGUAUGCCAUGUACCGCAGCGAUAUUGGGUACCUCGAUGGAUGUAGUGCUGUUGCAGCGAUUCUCUUGCUCAACCUCCCUUCGCCCGCUGUUGCCUUUAUGGCUUUGGCGAACACGCUCAACCGACCCAUUCCUCUAUCAUUCCAAGCUUCUGAUGCUGGGGCGAAAUCAUCCGCAUACAACCUCGUGCUGGAAAUGAUAUCCAAGAAGGCGCCUCAGCUGUAUCGACACCUUACGAACACCGAGUUGAGCCUCGAUCCUGAGCUCUAUCUUGGUGAAAUCUUCACCACUCUCUUCACGCAGCACCUGAGUCUCGACGAGUGUACACGACUUUGGGACGUGUUCACAUUCGAAGGGGACGCCAUACUUGUCAGAGCAGCCGUCGCUUUGGUACUCGAAAAGAAAAUAGCCUUGCUGCGUUGCUCCACUCCCGCGGAGCUGCGAAACGCUUUGACUGAGCGAACAAUCAUCUCGGAGAAGGGCCACGAUGAUGCCUUCAUGGGGCGCGUCCGUGAUGCCGGUAAGGCGUGA
Microdochium trichocladiopsis is the source of this 2154-nucleotide messenger RNA. RefSeq names its product rab-GTPase-TBC domain-containing protein. Gene Ontology annotation, biological process: activation of GTPase activity. The coding region runs from base 1 to 2154 and encodes 717 amino acids. Lineage: Eukaryota; Fungi; Ascomycota; Sordariomycetes; Xylariales; Microdochiaceae. The record is from RefSeq and is a predicted model, not a curated record. The transcript has 2 exons. Gene Ontology annotation, molecular function: GTPase activator activity.